GGCAACCCCACGCGGCGGGUGGACGGGGAGCGCGCUGCCCGGCUGGGCCGUAGCCGGAAGUGACGCGACUUCACCUGCCGAGCGAGGGCGGGGGAGCAGAGGUGCCGCCGCUGCGAGCCAGUCGGGAGCGCGCGAGGCGCAAGGAGACCUGGACCCCGGGUGAAAGCCGCCUACCUGCAGCCGCCGCCCACGGCUCGGCCGCCACCAUGGCGCUUCUCUUGCCCUUCGUGCUCCUGUGCGGACUCGCGGAUUUCACCAGAAGUUUAACUAUAACUACUGCUGACCAGAUGAUUGAAAAAGCCAAGGGGGAAACUGCCUAUUUGCCAUGCAAAUUCACCCUUAGUCCAGAAGACCAGGGACCACUGGACAUCGAGUGGCUGCUGUCACCAGCUGAUAAUCAGAAGGUGGAUCAAGUGAUUAUUUUAUAUUCUGGAGACAAAAUUUAUGAUGACUACUAUCCAGAUCUGAAAGGACGAGUACAUUUUACAAGUAAUGAUCUCAAAUCUGGUGAUGCAUCAAUAAAUGUAACAAAUUUGCAGUUAUCAGAUAUUGGCACAUAUCAGUGCAAAGUGAAAAAAGCUCCUGGUGUUGGAAAUAAGAAGAUUCAGCUGACAGUUCUUGUUAAGCCUUCGGGUACAAAAUGUUACGUAGAUGGAUCAGAAGAAAUCGGAAAUGACUUUAAACUAAAAUGUGAGCCACAAGAAGGUUCACUUCCAUUACGAUAUGAAUGGCAAAAAUUGUCUGACUCUCAGAAGAUGCCUACUGCAUGGUUAGCAGAAAUGACUUCAUCUGUUAUAUCUGUAAAAAAUGCCUCUACUGAGUAUUCUGGGACAUACAGUUGUACAGUCCAAAACAGAGUGGGCACUGACCAGUGCCAGCUGCGCCUGGCCGUUGUGCCUCCUUCAAAUAGAGCUGCAACAAUUGCAGGAGCUAUUAUAGGAACUUUGCUUGCUCUAGUGCUCAUUGGUCUAAUUAUCUUUUGCUGCCAUAAAAAGCGCAGAGAAGAAAAAUAUGAAAAGGAAGUUCAUCAUGAUAUCAGGGAAGACGUGCCCCCUCCAAAGAGCCGAACAUCCACUGCCAGGAGCUACAUAGGCAGCAAUCAUUCAUCCCUGGGAUCCAUGUCUCCUUCCAACAUGGAAGGCUAUUCCAAGACUCAGUAUAACCAAGUACCAAGUGAAGACUUUGAACAUGCUCCUCAGAGCCCGACUCUCCCGCCCACUAAGGUAGCUGCCCCUAAUCUCAGUAGAAUGGGAGCGGUGCCUGUGAUGAUCCCAGCCCAGAGCAAGGACGGGUCCAUAGUAUAGAGCCUCAGUACCUUCACCUGUGCUCUCCAUGCUUCUUCUCUUGAAAUAAUGAACACCUAUUCUCUUCUAAAUUUUGUUACCAUCCUCAAAAGGUACCAAAAAGAAGUUAAUCAGAAACCAUAAGAUGUUUACUUCAAAAACUUUUGUUUGGUUAUAUUGAAAUAGUAAGGCAUUAAAGUUACUAAAGGUAAAUACACUGUCCAAAAAAGAUGGAUUUUCUGUAAGAGGUUGA
Molecule: messenger RNA, 1536 nt
Organism: Trichechus manatus latirostris (Florida manatee)
Lineage: Eukaryota; Metazoa; Chordata; Mammalia; Sirenia; Trichechidae
Gene: CXADR
Product: CXADR Ig-like cell adhesion molecule
Exons: 7
Coding region: 207-1304 (365 amino acids)
Biological process (GO): homotypic cell-cell adhesion
Cellular component (GO): intercalated disc; basolateral plasma membrane; bicellular tight junction
Molecular function (GO): cell adhesion molecule binding
Source: RefSeq, a predicted model, not a curated record